UUCAAAAUCCCUUUUAUUAGGAAUCGUGCAAAGAGGAAUCCCAUUCGUCAAGGUCAUCCAUUAAUCCUGUUCAAAUUAUUCCUAAAAGGAAGCGUCCUGACAGACAAUCCCAACAAACCGAACUAUUAAGUUUGGCAUGCAAGUAUUUGGAAAAGGACUCGCCACAACAGGACCACUGGCAAAGUGUGGGAAAAGUUUGGGGAGAAAAAAUGGCUGCCUUGGAUCCCCAUCAGCGAGUUUUUGCUGAAAAAGCAAUUAACGACAUUUUGUUCGAAGCUACGCUGGGCAAUUUAAGCAAAGAACAUCGGAAUCCAACGAUAUCGCCAACACCUGUGGUCUAUUCGGCUAUUCGCAAGCGUAACUCAACACCUGCUAGAGAAGAAGCGGAUUGCUACGGUCCUGAAAAAAACUGUGCGAUGGCAUCACAAUCACCGACGCUCCACGGUGCAUUCUUCUCAGCCAAAACGCCACAGAACUCCCCACCUUACAAUGAAGAAACACUUCACGAUCGGUCCAUAAAUAUUGGUAAAACACUGGAUGUUUUAAAUAGCUCAGUUGGGUGCGCCACUUCACCGUGCAGAUCCGAUUCAUUCUACGAACCACCAGGAUUGAGCAUCCUGGCAGAAUCGGCAUCCAGUACUUCACUGGCCACUGGUGAACCGUUUCGUGAUGUAAAUAUCACAGUCUCUCCGAAACCCGAGGACACAUCGGGAGCUGUCCAGCCGCAGCUCGGUGUACCAAACGUUCGUGAAUUUGAACCGCAUUGUAGCACAUCUGUACAUCUUGCGAAUGCCACACUACCGACUAUAAAAACACAGGACCCAUUGCAAUCACAACUGAAUGUUUCAAGCAUCUAUUCAGAUUUAAAAGCUUAUCAAAAUGAUUCGAAUGUGGCACUUCCGGUGACUGAGCAAACGCUGGAAUCGAUGCAGUCACAGCUCGUAUAUCAAUUCGUACCGAAUUCUUGUGUUGAGCAUCCUUCAACGACUGAAAAUACACCUGAACCGUUGCCAUUACAGCUCAACGUACCAACGGUGUACCAAAGCUUUCCACACGGUACUGCUCAGAAACUUUACGCAUAUGAUAUCACUGGAAAUAUUCAGGGACCUUCUCCUCCCUCCAGCGACCUUAUCUAUUACUUUUCAAAUUUCAUGGAAUAA
Molecule: messenger RNA, 1160 nt
Organism: Topomyia yanbarensis
Lineage: Eukaryota; Metazoa; Arthropoda; Insecta; Diptera; Culicidae
Exons: 1
Coding region: 210-1160 (316 amino acids)
Source: RefSeq, a predicted model, not a curated record